CUCUGGCUCCCGUUGAGCAUUGUGAUUGACAAAUCCAUCACUUGAUCUGGUCUCUUGCGAUCUCGAAAGAAAGAUCCCGUUGAAGAUUUGACCAUGGCGCUCGCCUCGACUCUAUCAAACAUGACUUGGUUAGAUGUGCUGCGGCUGCUGGCAGCCUCCCUGACGGUCGCAAUCGUGCUGCGCGGCGUUGGCGUGGUGGUCUAUCGCAUAUUUUUCCAUCCUCUGGCCAAAGUUCCUGGUCCCCUUUUUGCUAGGGCGUCUUACCUCUACGCCUUCUGGUAUAAUAUGCAUGGAGGUCACAUGUAUUUGCAGACCCAAAGGCUCCACGAGAAGUAUGGUCCAGUAGUCCGUAUCAAUCCGAACGAAAUUCACCUCAGUGACCCCGAACAAUGCCACAAAAUAUACUUCAUAGGGUCACGAUACGGAAAGGAUCCCAUCUUCUACGGCGCCUUCGGCACUGACAAGUCUACCUUCACGACGGCAAGCCCGGACCUUCACCGCAUCAAACGAGCGGCAUUAAACCCAUUCUUCUCGCGCAAGAGGGUCCUCGACCUGGAGGGUAUGGUGCAGCAGAAAGCUAAAAAGCUGGUAUCUCGCAUGCAGCGGGCCUUCGAAUCUACGGGCCGCAUCGACUUACACCACGGCUUCCGGGCUAUCUCGAUCGACGUGAUCACCGAUUAUGCAUUCGAUCAAUGUUAUGGCUUUCUGGACGAUGAGCACUUUGGCGUCGACUUUUUCGAUAUGAUGCGGGAUAUUGGACCCGCGUAUUGGUUCUUUCAGCAGUUCCCAACGCUGCAGGCGGUUGCAGUCCGUACGCCGUUCUGGCUAGCUAAGCUAACGAGUAGGGCGUUGAUGAGAAGAAUGGUGCAUCAACAGGGAUCUCGUCGUCAGGUUCAACGGGUCAAAGACGCAGUAGACCGAGGCGAGAAGGUGCCGCGCAUGACUGUUUUCCAUCAGCUUCUCUCCCCCGAUGCUGCAGAGGGCCAUGUGGUACCGACGGUGAACGAUCUCACGGACGAAGUUUAUAUCAUCCUGGCCGCAGCGUCGGAUACGACUGGCAAUGCCAUGACGAUCGCGACGUACAACGUGGUGCGCAAUCCGGCUAUUUAUGACCGGUUGACGGCUGAGCUGAAAGAGUCGUUCCCGGAUCCGAAGGGAAAUAUGGACUUUGUGGCUUUGGAGAAACUACCGUAUCUGACUGCCGUUAUCAAGGAAGCUCUGCGACUAUCCUUUGGCGUCAUUGGCCGACUUCCGCGGGUCGUUCCCGAACCUGGCGCCGAGUUCAACAACUAUCAAGUGCCAGCAGGGACCGUUGUCAGUAUGAGCUCGUGGACCAUGCACCACGACCAGAACUUGUUCCCAGAACCCGAGAAAUUCGACCCGGAUCGCUGGCUGGACGCCGACCACAGCCGAUACUUGGAAAGGUUCCUGCUCUCAUUUGGAAAAGGAUCAAGACAAUGCGUUGGAAUGAUACUUGCCUAUUGCGAACUGUAUACAACGCUGGGACAUGUGUUUCGACAAUUUGAUGACUUGAAAACCGCACACAAAAGCCGUGAUGAGCUUCUAUAUAAUGAUUACUUCUCUUCCUACCACCCAGAAGAGAACAACAAAUUUGUGUUUGAGAGAGCGCCCGGUCUUAGGACCCAGGGCGUCUGAUUGUGGGGUUGUGGUCAACAUAAUGGGGAUAAAGCCACUACAAAUAUAAUGUUUGCAGGUUCCGUUAACUGUCGUCGGAAAAGAAGGAGAUAAAAGCCCCUUUGUGCAUCUCUAGUUCUGAGUUGUUUUUAGUCGUUUCCGUGGGAGCCACCUGGAAGAGCUUCCUCUGCAUCAACUGAAUUGACGUCUUUCUGACUUUAUCCUCUUUGACCCUAGGCUCAUGUUCGCUGUCUGCAAUUAUUUCUCAGUGCUGCCAUAGUUUCUUUUGAAACCCCAUCCUCUCCAGAGAUAUUUGCUCAAUCCGAGUGAAAAUCCCAUCC
Molecule: messenger RNA, 1976 nt
Organism: Aspergillus steynii IBT 23096
Lineage: Eukaryota; Fungi; Ascomycota; Eurotiomycetes; Eurotiales; Aspergillaceae
Product: cytochrome P450
Exons: 7
Coding region: 94-1656 (520 amino acids)
Molecular function (GO): oxidoreductase activity, acting on paired donors, with incorporation or reduction of molecular oxygen; iron ion binding; monooxygenase activity
Source: RefSeq, a predicted model, not a curated record